This is a messenger RNA of Aspergillus tubingensis, 1323 nucleotides long. RefSeq names its product SIP1 domain-containing protein. The transcript has 2 exons. The record is from RefSeq and is a predicted model, not a curated record. Gene Ontology annotation, biological process: spliceosomal snRNP assembly. Bases 1 to 1323 code for a protein of 440 amino acids. Gene Ontology annotation, cellular component: nucleus; SMN complex. NCBI's taxonomy places the organism in Eukaryota, Fungi, Ascomycota, Eurotiomycetes, Eurotiales, Aspergillaceae.
AUGCCCGACAAACGCAAACCGUCCGGCUCAGUCACCGGCUACUCUCCCUACGCGAAACGUUCCCGCCCGUCCUACGCCGAAGAAGAUGACGACGAAGAAGCACAGCCGACCGUGACUCCAUACGAACGCCCGCGCAACCACCCGGUAUACGGCCAAAAGAGCGCUUUUCCGGGUCUAGACGUCGCGGGUGAUGAUGAGUUGUUCUACGGGCCUGCUGAAGAUGGCUUGGAAUAUUUACGCAUGGUUCGAUCGGAAGCAAAUUCACUCCCUUUUUUGUUUACGGCACCGCAAUCGACGGAAACUACUGCUGCGACGGAGCAGGAGCAGCAGCAGCAGGAGCAGGAUGGUGAGGAACCGCAACAACAGCAGGAGGAGGUGAAGGAUACGUCAGAGCCUGUUCCUGAGGGGGUGGUUGUUGAUGGUGUCUACUUUGUUCCUCCUACGUCUAAGACCAACACUACUGUCGCCCCUGCUGCGGAUGUCGCCGACGAGGGCAUCUCCGACGCCCAGUCAAGCUACUACAACCUCCUUCACCACCGCUUCCUGCUCCUUCGAUCGAUACUGAAAUGCACACCUCCCUCCGAAGCUAUCGCCGGGCUCGAUGAAUCCCACCCGAUCAGUCUGCCGCGACACUCGCGAAACGCGCGCAAGGAAUGGCGCCGGUUACUCCUAGCGGUGGAUCCACAGACUGUACAGCUGGCGUGUAUGGAUAUGGAGAGUGUGCUGGGUGUACUGGAGAUCAUGGCGCGGUUAAUGUCGGAGAAUGUACGGAGUGGGGAUGCGCAACGGGUUCGACGCAUCGGGGCUUGGGCGUGGGGGUUGCUGGGGAAGUGUCGGGAUGUUGGACAGCUAGGGACGGAGGAGGUUGGGGAGAUUCGGGAUCUGGGAAAGAGGGCUGUGAAGAUUCUGAGGAAGAUGAGGGAGGAGGAUGAGAAAAAGAUGCAGGAGGGAGACGGGUCGGAUGAGGACGACGCUGAAGACGAAACGGGGGACAACGCUGCAGAGGGAGAGGACGGAGCACAACAAGUGGAUCGACCGAGUGACGACCAGGAUCACGAUAUGCAGGAUGUGGAGGAAGAGAAGCCUGCUACUGAGGAGGAGCUGGAGGCAGCCAAAGCACGGCUUCAGGCGAAGCUCGCAGGUGAAGAGGAGCAACCCACAGUCACUGAGCCCGAGGUUAACAACGAGGAACCUACGAAUGAAGCGGCGACACAGACUCGCGCCAUGCUGGACAUGAUCAUCACGGUCAUCGGAGAGUAUUACGGGCAACGGGACCUGCUGGGAGCACGCGAGCUAUGGAAUGGGCCCGAGGCUACCGCAUGA